CCACGGACCGCCACAGAGAGCGGAGUGAAAGGUGUCCGAAUGAAAGUCUACUUCUGAACAUCAGGAUUUCACCUUUAACUUUUUUUUUAACGACAUCGACAUUUAAGAGGAGGCAAUUCCCACCAUAGUCCCUGCUUUGGUGAUUUGCUGCAUGACCCUGGAAGCUUCGCCCUGAGAGUGAGAUGGAAAACAGCUCUCAUACACUGCCACUCUCGUGCCCCUCUCCCGCCACUAUCAGAGGGCCUCUGCCGUUGUCCUCCUCACCCCAGCAUACCUCCUCAAAUGGUCGCAUUUCACUGCCACUUUCGCCUAUCUCUUUCCCGCCAUCCCCAGCCUCAUUUUCCCCAGCAACAGCAGAGUCUGUUCACUCCUGCUCCCCUCUUUCACACUUUACAGUGUCUCAUUGCCUCGAAGGACAAAGCCUAGCUGACCAAGAUGACCUCACCUGUCUCAACUGGCUUCAUCAAAGAGGGGAUCUGCUGCCACUGCAGCCCCUCACCAAAAUGACACCGCUGCCUCAGCAGGAGCCCUCCGUGGCUUCCCAGCUUCUUCCCGCUGCUUCGUCCAAGCCGCCGUACUCUUUUAGCAGUCUGAUUUUCAUGGCAAUAGAAGAUUCGCCACAAAAGAGGCUUCCAGUGAAGGACAUCUACGAAUGGAUUGUGAACAAUUUCCCCUACUACAGGACGGCAACGGGUGGCUGGAGGAACUCUGUCAGACACAAUCUGUCUCUGAGCAAGAGCUUCAGACGCAUUCAGAGGGACAAGAGCCAGUCAGUGGGGAAGGGAUCACUGUGGUGUGUGUGUCCAGAGUACCGGCCAGCGCUCCUAGAAGUGCUCAGGAAGACCCACAGUUAUCACAGCAAUAACAGCAACCUGUUACACAAGCCUGCACUGUUGGAGGGAGAAAGCUACAAGAUGCCUGCUGCGUGUGAUUCGAUGGAAAUAUCAGGUCAGGACCUACAUACUGGACCCGAUCCUCUUUCUCACUCCCUCCUCCUGUCUACCGCCGAUAGUCCGAUUUUAGCCGAAAACCCGCUGUGCCUUCUGACCCCGGAUCACGAGGAGCUCGUCACCAUGGAGUCUGUGGAAUACCAGCAGGAGGAGGUGUGCGAAGACAUGGAGAAGGACCCCCUGUCUGACAGCGGCUACAUCGAGCUGCACUAUUACGAGUCUCAGCAGUACCAGUACCUUGUGCUGCCGGACGACACAGAGCUCGACCUGGAGACUGUGGAGAUCCUGCAGCUUGAUGCCGAGGCCCAGGAGGCCGCCGGGUCACUGCUGGACCUCGCAGGCGGUGGAUAUUAGUUCAGAUCCUCAAAGAAACCGUCCUGGGAUGACAACACUGCCCUAUAGCCUGUUUACUGCCCUGUAGUGAUAUUACAGUAUAGAUCGAAUUAACUGAUGGAGUAUCGUUCCACAUAAUUUCAGGCUUCCAGUACACAAGCUGAAUAUAUCACCAUAGCAUCCCAUCCAGCCUGAACAAAGCCUUCAGGGUGUAGAACUGAGACAAAAGUAUUAAAAAUGAAGUGAUUCCACAGUGAUUUUUUAACAUGUUAACAUCGUUCUCAGGGGUGGAAGGAGUGCUUCGAGCUCAAUACAGAGUGCUGCUUCUCGACUGAGAGGUUUCCCAAGUUCAGGUGUGACUAACACGCUGUUGAAAUCUUCACGUUUAAUGUACAGCGAACAGCACAUUGACUCACUUCCACAUCGUUACCAGUAAAAUAUGAGUAUGUGUUACCCUCUUUCAGUUGUUCUAAGCAGUGACCAUAUUUUCUUUCUAAGAAAGUUUCUGUAGGACAUUCAAAGUAAACUGUAGUUGACAGUCUUUGUUGUUUUCAGCAACACUGUUGCUUUGAUAGUUGAAGACAAUAGAUAAAAAAUAAUUUAUAAUGUAGCUGUGAUUUUAGAUUGUACUUAAGAAGUACAGGGAAGCACUUCUAUUCAAUUCAAUUCAAUUCAAUUUAAUUCAAUUUUAUUUAUAUAU
This is a messenger RNA of Pundamilia nyererei, 1983 nucleotides long. RefSeq names its product forkhead box protein N2-like. NCBI's taxonomy places the organism in Eukaryota, Metazoa, Chordata, Actinopteri, Cichliformes, Cichlidae. The transcript is spliced from 5 exons. The coding region runs from base 183 to 1304 and encodes 373 amino acids. Gene Ontology annotation, biological process: regulation of DNA-templated transcription. Gene Ontology annotation, cellular component: nucleus. The record is from RefSeq and is a predicted model, not a curated record. Gene Ontology annotation, molecular function: cis-regulatory region sequence-specific DNA binding; DNA-binding transcription factor activity.